Kwoniella shivajii is the source of this 786-nucleotide messenger RNA. RefSeq lists its product as uncharacterized. Gene Ontology annotation, molecular function: misfolded protein binding; ubiquitin-specific protease binding. Gene Ontology annotation, biological process: endoplasmic reticulum unfolded protein response. Bases 1 to 786 code for a protein of 261 amino acids. Gene Ontology annotation, cellular component: endoplasmic reticulum membrane; Hrd1p ubiquitin ligase ERAD-L complex. NCBI's taxonomy places the organism in Eukaryota, Fungi, Basidiomycota, Tremellomycetes, Tremellales, Cryptococcaceae. The record is from RefSeq and is a predicted model, not a curated record. The transcript has 9 exons.
AUGGCCGACUUUUCCGCGGUCAUCAACUCAGUUCCUCCCGUGACAAGAGCUCUUCUUGCUGCUACAGCGGUGGUUACCAUUCCAUGUCUUCUUGGAUUGAUUUCACCUGCAUCAGUCGCACUGAUUUGGCCGCGGGUUCUUCGCAAAUAUGAGGUCUGGCGUCCGCUUACUUCAUUCUUCUUUGGAGGGUCUGGGUUCCCACUCAUAUACGAUUUCUUCCUGAUCUAUCGCAACUCUUCGGCAAUGGAGCGUGAAGUGUAUCGCAAUGAUACCGCUGAGUACGCCUGGUUACAUCUCAUGUUGGGAAUUCUCAUUGCAACAUUCAACAGCUUGGUCGGUCUUCCUUUCCUUUUCCGCCCCCUUCUUCAUGCCCAAACAUAUGUGUGGUGUCGAGCCAAUCCUACUGUCAAGGUUUCUAUCUUUGGAUUACUUACAAUUCCAACGAGCCUCUAUCCUCCGGCUCUCAUCUUUCUCGACUUGUUAACCGGAGGUCCAAUGAAGGCGCUGGGCGGCAUAUUGGGUCUUUUGUCAGGUCAUCUUUGGUGGUUCAUUUCGACGUAUCUUCCCUUGCAUGCGCCCACUCAUUUACGGCGACCGAACCCUCUCGCUCCUCCUGUACGAUUUCGUGCGCUAUUUGGGCCUUCAUCUCACGCAUCAACUGGAUAUAGGACUUAUCGACCCGAAGCACGUAGUACAGCGACAGCAGCGAACAAUCCAUCCGCUGCCGCUGCAAUGCGACAUCGUUGGGGCGGAAGUGGUCAACGACUGGGUGGAUCUGCCCUAUGA